This is a messenger RNA of Hypomesus transpacificus, 1735 nucleotides long. RefSeq names its product RAN binding protein 3b (gene ranbp3b). Gene Ontology annotation, cellular component: nuclear pore; cytoplasm. The record is from RefSeq and is a predicted model, not a curated record. The transcript has 17 exons. The coding region runs from base 45 to 1595 and encodes 516 amino acids. Gene Ontology annotation, molecular function: GTPase activator activity. Gene Ontology annotation, biological process: protein export from nucleus. NCBI's taxonomy places the organism in Eukaryota, Metazoa, Chordata, Actinopteri, Osmeriformes, Osmeridae.
CUUAUUUUUGCGCGGUGGUUUGUGGGUGUGAGCAAAGAAGUAAAAUGGCGGACUUGGCAAACGAAGAGAAGCCUGCCAUAGCACCACCAGUGUUUGUUUUCCAAAAGGAUAAAGCACAGAAGAGAUCAGCUGAUGGAUCGAGUGCAGAAGAUGGAGAAGAUUCAGACAAAGAUGAAGGAGGAUAUUGUCCACCGGUUAAAAGGGAAAGAACUUCAUCGCUAACUCAGUUCCCACCCUCACAUUCUGCUCCCAAGAACAAUGUGUUCAUGCCCUCAAGUUUCUGUCAGUCACCAACUGGGAACUCUGACUCGGAGCCAGAGGAGAAGCCUGUUGGAUUUCGUUUAAAACCUCCAACCCUCAUCCAUGGACAAGCUCCAAGUUCAGGUGUCCCAAGUCAGAAACCUAAGGAGCUGCAGCGCAGUGUACUCCGACCAGCCCUGCUCCAGGCCCCGCCCUCCAAGGCCCACACAGAGUCCAACUCCAGCUGUGGGACCAAUGGGGUACAGAAGUCCUCAGACGGGGCAUCAUUGGGGCAGCCUGUCUUCCUGAACAACACUGAGCACUCAGCUGGCCCGGCCACAUCGCCGAUGCAUGAAAAGGAGGAAGAUGAUGCAAGUGGAAACAAAGGGGAAGGUGGAGAGGAUUCUUCUGCAGCCUCCUCCUUUGUUUUUGGGCAGAAUAUCAAAGAUAGAGCAAAGUUGGAGGUAAACAGCACAGAUGGCAAGUCGAAAGACCCCAGUCUGAUCACCCAGGCCGAGGGCACCAAUUAUUUCUUACAGUACAUUGGCACCCCCAGUGCAAAGAACACCGUAAACAAAACAGACACCGGGGCAAAGUUUGUCUUUGGACAGAAUAUGUCUGAGCGAGUACUGAGUCCCCCCAAGGGUGAGCCAACAGUAGAGGAGAGUAAAGAGGCCCCAGCUGCCCCUGCAUCUGAGGCAUCCUCACAGGAACCCACCCCAGAGAAGGCAAACAGCAUCACAGAGUCUCUGGAAGAAUCUGCAGCAGCCUACACCAAAGCCACAGCCAAGAAGUGCAUCUUAGAGAAAGUAGACGUCAAAACUGGAGAAGAGUCGGAGAGCAAUGUUUUACAGAUCCAAUGCAAGUUGUUUGUGUUUGAGAAGACUGCACAGUCAUGGAUAGAAAGAGGCCGAGGGCUUCUCAGACUCAACGACAUGGCGUCCACAGAAGACGGAACACUACAGUCUCGUCUAGUAAUGCGAACCCAGGGCAGCUUGCGACUAAUCCUCAACACCAAGCUGUGGCCUCAGAUGCAGGUGGACAAAGCCAGUGAGAAGAGCAUGCGCAUUACUGCCAUGGACACAGAGGAUCAGGGGGUUAAGGUCUUCCUAAUAUCGGCUAGUUCGAAGGACACAGGCCAGCUUGCCGCCGCGCUGCACCACCGUAUCCUGGCUCUGAAGAGCAGAGCAGACCAGGAACCUGAAGCCCCAACCACAGCCAUUCCUGAGGCCGACGUGCCGCAGUCAAACGAGGACGACAGUGACGAGGACGAGGUGGCCAAUACGGCCUCUGCAUCCACUCCUGCUGGAGUUAACUCAGAUGGAGGAGAGACCCCAGCAGCUGGAAGCACAUAACGUCACCCUAAUGGAUGGCCUGCCAGGAGGCUGCCUUUUUGGGUAUUUUACUGCAGGCAUCUCUAUGGACAACCCUGACCAACAUGGUUCCCCCCCCAGACUAGUACUUUUGGAUAUUAGAAGUCUAUCUCCAGGAAGAA